This is a messenger RNA of Phragmites australis (common reed), 833 nucleotides long. RefSeq lists its product as uncharacterized. The coding region runs from base 46 to 552 and encodes 168 amino acids. The transcript has 2 exons. The record is from RefSeq and is a predicted model, not a curated record. Lineage: Eukaryota; Viridiplantae; Streptophyta; Magnoliopsida; Poales; Poaceae.
CGGUCCACCGCAGGUCCGCAGCCGACGCGUCCCGGGGCGGCCAGGAUGCAGCUGCGCUUCCGCCCGCUCGCCGCGAGUGCCGUCGGAGGAAGAGGCUUUCAUGCGGCACCUCCCCGCCCCGUAAGCCGGAGCAAGGGGAGGCCGUGUAACAAGGUAGUCAGCUUCUCGUCGUCGGGGAAGGAGGGCGAGGAGGCAGCGGGGCGCGAGACGCCGGACGAGGCACGGCAGCGGCUGGCGGAGCUCGACGCGCUGCUGGAGGGACUUACCGAGCCCAAGAUGCGGCCGCCGCCGCCCCCUCCCCCUCCGGACCCGUACUUGGACCGAGAUAUGAUAACACGGCGUGGACCAACUGAAGAAUUGCCGGAAUUUUCUCCAACGUAUGUGGCAUUCUCAACACUUGCACUUGUUAUCCUCACGAUAUUCACCAACGUCAUGUUCAAUCUGUACAUCAAACCUUCCGUGGACGGCGUCGAUCAGCCUGUAAGAAUUCAGAGAGUGCCCAUGGUCGAUCCAGCUGACCGCAAUUCGAGUAGCUUCCGCACAGACACAUAGUUUUGUUACAGUAAGAAGGGAGAUGUUUUACUGGUAGUUAACUGAAUCAUAUGUACCUCAAUAUGCUUUAUGUAUCCAGUACACCCCACAUGUUCUUGAAUGAACUAUGGUUGGUGUUACUGGGGGCUGCGUAACGGUGAGGAUUUGCACAUAUCUGGGAGCUUUAUUGUAUCUUGUAUGCAGAAUUUCAUAUCCAGUUUCUGCUUUCCACUCCCAGCAAGCACACAUGUACAAUUUCCAUGUACGACUUCAUAUGAAUUGACCACAACUUCUCUAAGAAA